AUGGCUAAACCUGGACUCACAGUACCUACAAAAAUAAGAGAAAGCACACGAUUCUAUCCCUAUUUCCAGGAUUGUGUUGGUGCUAUUGAUGGCACACACAUUGAUGCAAUAGUGUCUGCUUCUGAAGCACCUAGCUACCGUAAUCGAAAAGGGAAGAUAUCACAAAAUGUGUUGGAUGCUUGUAAUUUUGAUCUAGAAUUCAUAUACGUUCUUAGUGGAUGGGAAGGUACGGCUCAUGAUUCAAAAAUACUAAGUGAUGCUCUAACACGGAGUACUAACAGGUUGCCUGUUCCAGAGGAAAAUAGUUCAGUAAACGGAAAUUCAGGAACUUUCGAUGAAGAAAAUGCUGAUGUAGGAACUCUCCAAUCUCAUCAAAGAGAAUAUGCUAACAAUUGGAGAGACACAAUAGCUGCUAAUAUGUGGGCAGAAGCUACACAAACAGGAAGUCAACGAUGA
This is a messenger RNA of Brassica oleracea var. oleracea, 456 nucleotides long. RefSeq lists its product as uncharacterized. Bases 1 to 456 code for a protein of 151 amino acids. NCBI's taxonomy places the organism in Eukaryota, Viridiplantae, Streptophyta, Magnoliopsida, Brassicales, Brassicaceae. The record is from RefSeq and is a predicted model, not a curated record. The transcript has 3 exons.